This is a messenger RNA of Pimephales promelas (fathead minnow), 1822 nucleotides long. RefSeq names its product RAB33B, member RAS oncogene family a (gene rab33ba). Gene Ontology annotation, biological process: Rab protein signal transduction. Gene Ontology annotation, molecular function: GTPase activity; GTP binding. The record is from RefSeq and is a predicted model, not a curated record. Lineage: Eukaryota; Metazoa; Chordata; Actinopteri; Cypriniformes; Leuciscidae.
ACGUGGCUACAUACCCAAACAGACAGAGGACUCCGCCAGGGAUGCAUCAGCAAAAUGUACAGUGUACCGGUCAUUACGUCAAAUACACUCACCAACGUUUAAAUCUCAGAGUUUUGUACAUGAAGCUUGAGGUGAAGGGCUGAAGGUUAAGCGAAGCCUGCGUUUGAAUCACUUAUCUGACCCGUUUGUACAUUUUCACUGUGUCAGUCUGCAAGAGGCACUUGUUUCUCUAUAGGUAGACAGCAUGGCAGAUAUCGAGUCCUCAUUUGAAUUUAGCUCAUCUUUGACCAGCUCUUCGCUGCCUCCCCCACGGACUCGAAUCUUUAAAAUCAUCGUGAUCGGUGAUUCUGGAGUUGGCAAGACUUGCCUCACCUAUAGAUUCUGUGCGGGCAAGUUUCCCGACAGGACUGAGGCCACUAUCGGGGUGGAUUUUCGGGAGAAGAUUAUUGAAAUAGACGGCGAGAAAAUCAAGGUCCAGUUGUGGGACACCGCAGGCCAGGAGCGCUUCCGUAAGAGUAUGGUGCAGCACUACUACCGCAACGUCCAUGCUGUUGUGUUUGUCUACGAUGUCACUAAUGCCGCUAGUUUCCGUAGCCUUCCGGCAUGGAUUGAGGAGUGCCGUCAGCAUGCCCUGGGGCAGGAGGUGCCCAGAAUCCUGGUCGGCAACAAAUGCGACCUGCGCCACGCCGCACAAGUGAGCACUGACGUAGCACAGCAGUUUGCCGAUGCACACUCAAUGCCUCUGUUCGAGACCUCUGCCAAAAACCCCUACGGAAACGACGAUGGCAGUCGGAAUAACAGUGACCACGUCGAGGCCAUUUUUAUGACUGUGGCGCACAAGCUGAAAUCUCAAAAGCCGCUGAUAUUAAGCCAGCCGCCAUGCGGAUCAGGAGAUACUGUCACUCUCAGGAGGCAGGAUGAGGAGGACAGGGGAAGUUGGGGCUGUGGUUGUUGGAGGAGCUAAUGACGUACACGUUUAAAGGAAAAGGCACCUCUUUACAGAACGGAGAUGAUGAAAGGUAAAGCACUUUUCAGAGAAGUGGAUGUAAAGGUGCUUUUGUGUUCUCUGUGAAGCGGAACUCCAGGAUUGAGGACACAGGAGCAUUUAUUCUCAAGAUUGGCCAGUAUUAUAAUAUGGCCAUUAUGUAAAGGGAAAACGUUUCUACAACACUCAUCAGAAGCUUUGACAAGUUGCAUGUAGGCCAACCUUACAUAUACAAGCUUCAUAUGCCACUGCCAAACACUUUCAAUAGAUUUGCCUACUAGUCCAAUUGGUUAUGCAGUUGCACAGUGAAAUUGUCAUACACAAGAUGUGGCCUUUUUCAUCAUAUCUUUGAAACAAUUUUCUUGCCAAAAUUAGAUUAAAGUUUAAACUGUUCUGUUAAAUCACUUCAGCCUCCCAGUUGAAACGCCGAAUCUGGUUUAGUGUGUGUGUUUGUUGUUUGUUCUCUCAUUCUCUCUCUCUCUCUCUCCCACCCACACAUGCAGGCGCUUCCUGUGAAAGUUGGGAGGAAAAGGACAAACUGGCAAACACUCAUUAAAUGCAGGCUAUUUAUGAUUAGAGUGGCUAAUAGGUCUUAGAGAAGCGAGGGAUGAAUUUAAAAAUAAAAUAAAGCUGAUAUCCUUGCCUUUCCUAAAAAGUCUUAAAGCCAGUCCAUGUCCCACUGUCAGUGUUUUAUUUAUUGCCAAUUUCUUAUUUUUGUUUUAGCAUUCAUUUAUCUGAAUAAAAUCAACUGUAAGGAGUUAUCCAGUCCUCCUUGUGAAUUGGUUUGAAAUUUCAAUUUUUGGUAAAAAGGGACAAUAAAUUCACUGAUGAUAUUUA